This is a messenger RNA of Ascochyta rabiei, 246 nucleotides long. RefSeq lists its product as uncharacterized. Gene Ontology annotation, biological process: cellular heat acclimation. Gene Ontology annotation, cellular component: cytosol; nucleus. NCBI's taxonomy places the organism in Eukaryota, Fungi, Ascomycota, Dothideomycetes, Pleosporales, Didymellaceae. The transcript has 3 exons. Gene Ontology annotation, molecular function: transcription corepressor activity. Bases 1 to 246 code for a protein of 81 amino acids. The record is from RefSeq and is a predicted model, not a curated record.
AUGGCGACCCCGCAGAGACAACCCUCAACGCCCAGCGACGUAACGUCCCCCGGCCUCAACGCCAGCACAGACAGCUCGGGCGAGCUCGCCGCCGUCGUCGACGACCUGCUCAACCAGCUAAACACCAAAUUCACCUCCGUCAGCAGUGAGCUCCUGUCGAAGAUGGACGACAUGUCUCGGCGGCUGGAUAGCUUGGAGGCGCAGAUCCAGGCUGGGGAUGGGAAGACAUCGGGGUCUGGCAAGUAG